This is a messenger RNA of Diaporthe amygdali, 1320 nucleotides long. RefSeq names its product S-adenosyl-L-methionine-dependent methyltransferase. The coding region runs from base 1 to 1320 and encodes 439 amino acids. The record is from RefSeq and is a predicted model, not a curated record. NCBI's taxonomy places the organism in Eukaryota, Fungi, Ascomycota, Sordariomycetes, Diaporthales, Diaporthaceae. The transcript is spliced from 5 exons. Gene Ontology annotation, molecular function: S-adenosylmethionine-dependent methyltransferase activity.
AUGCCGUCUGUCCUACGUGCCCAAAGCCCUAAGAAUAUUUACCAAAAGCCUCCACGGACAACACUCGAGGACGUGAUUGUGAGGUGUGAACUCACUACCUUCGACUCUGAGGAGACCUAUCCGUGUGUCUUGAACAUCGGCAGUGCGGAUGCGAAGGACACCAUCGAAGGAUUCGCUCAGGCUUUUGACAUCGAGAAGCAAUCUCUGUCGUUGCGUAUUCCCGGCAAGGUUGUAUCAGGAACCAACAAUACCAGCCGCCAUGCGAUCGUCAUAAAAGGCCGUCCCCUCGAAGUCCACUAUGACAACCGGGGCGAGCCUCCAAAGCCAAGAAAAUUGAUCAUGUCUUCUCGCACCUCAGCAUACGGACCCGGUCAGGACCAGGGUCCAGCCUCGUCCGACCCAACUUUCCGAUCCUACAGCGCUGCACAAGCUGCCACUUACGCUGCACAGAGGGGUGGCUACAAAAACAAAUUGAUCGACCAAGUGCUCUGUCUACAUCAAGCAGCAGGGGGUGAUCUUGAUAUUGUCCUUGACGUUGGCACGGGCACCGGACAGGCCAUCCGCGAUGUGGCACCCUUUUUCACGACGGCGUUUGGAGUCGAUCCCGGCGCCGAGAUGGUUGCUAAAGCCAGGGAGAUAGGAGGUACGACGAAAAUUGGGAAGGGCAUCGAGUUCUUAACCUGUGCAGCAGAGGAUCUCGAUAAGUUGAGCCAAGUUGAGCAUGGAUCCGUAAAUCUGAUUACCGCAGGGAUGGCCGCACACUGGUUCGAGAUGCCAAAAUUCUGGACAGCAGCGGCUAAGGUUCUCAGUCCAGGAGGGUCUGUAGCUCUUUGGACAAAGUCGUCUUAUUAUUGUAAUCCUAUGGUGACUCCAAAUGCCGUCAAAGUUCAAGCUAUACUCUCAGAAUUUGAAGAUUUGAUUCUGGGUCCUUACGCUUUGCCACCGAAUAAAUUGUCGCAACACAAUUAUAGAGACCUUGUUCUUCCCUGGGAAAGGGAGUACACAGCAUCUUUGUUCGAUGAAAAGUCAUUUAAGCGAUUGGAGUGGGAUGUUGGCGGCCAUCUGACUGAUGGCGCGGAUUUCUUUGGUGGUAGUGAGGAGACAACCCUGGCUGAAAUAAGGGACGGCAUGAGUACGGCUAGCAUGGUAACGCGAUGGCGUGAUGCCCAUCCUGAACUGGUAGGAACAGACCAAGACUGCGUAAAUGUUCUGGUAGAGAAGCUCAAGGCAGCCUUGGCAGUGGAAGAUGGGAAGGAAGCAGAGACAAUAUUGAGAAUGGGUAUGGGGACUGCUAUCUUGUUCGUCAAUCGAGCGAAAUGA